Spodoptera frugiperda (fall armyworm) is the source of this 3782-nucleotide messenger RNA. It is a transcript of the gene RnrL, whose product is annotated as ribonucleoside-diphosphate reductase large subunit. Lineage: Eukaryota; Metazoa; Arthropoda; Insecta; Lepidoptera; Noctuidae. The record is from RefSeq and is a predicted model, not a curated record. Gene Ontology annotation, molecular function: ribonucleoside-diphosphate reductase activity, thioredoxin disulfide as acceptor; ATP binding. Gene Ontology annotation, cellular component: ribonucleoside-diphosphate reductase complex. Gene Ontology annotation, biological process: DNA replication; deoxyribonucleotide biosynthetic process. Bases 190 to 2601 code for a protein of 803 amino acids. The transcript is spliced from 5 exons.
UUGAAGUGGUACAUUUUAUUAUUGGGCUUGGUUGGAACAUUUUCCCGCCAAUUGUGAUUGUAACGUCAUUUCAGUUGCUUCAUUCGUAUUUUUCCUACAUUUCUUUGUAUCACAAGGGGAAGUUUUAAAAUACUAAUAGGAAUCAUUCAGAGUUAAAGAUUUAUCUAAGUUUAAGUGUUAACAGCAAUCAUGGUGAACAAAGCUAAGUUGGUUGUCCUGAAAAGAGGGGGGAGACAGGAAGAAGUGCAUAUUGACAAGAUUACUUCAAGAAUAAAGAAAUUAUGUUAUGGUCUCAACAUGGAUUUCGUAGAUCCGGUAUCUAUUACUCUAAAAGUCAUUAAUGGCAUAUACUCCGGGGUAACAACUGUAGAGCUGGAUAACUUAGCUGCUGAAACAGCUGCAACUAUGACAACUGAUCAUCCAGAUUAUGCACUACUAGCUGCAAGACUAGCCAUAUCUAAUUUGCAUAAAGAAACCAAGAAACACUUUUCUGAUGUUAUUACUGAUCUAUAUAACAUAAUUAAUCCACACACCAAAAAGAGGACACCAAUGAUUUCUGAUUUUCAUUAUAAUGUGAUCAUGCAAAAUAAGGAACGAUUGGAUUCUGCUAUUGUUUAUGACAGAGAUUUCAAAUACAAUUAUUUUGGAUUCAAGACUUUGGAACGAUCAUAUCUGCUAAAAAUUAACAAUAAGGUAGCAGAAAGGCCACAGCACAUGCUGAUGCGAGUUUCUAUUGGCAUUCAUGGUGAGGAUAUUGAUGCUGCCAUAAAUACAUACAAUUUGCUGUCUGAAAAAUAUUUCACACAUGCAAGCCCAACUCUAUUCUCAGCUGCAACACCUCGUCCUCAAUUAUCUUCUUGUUUCCUCAUUGCAAUGAAAGAUGACAGCAUUGAAGGGAUUUAUGAUACCCUAAAACAAUGUGCUCUCAUUUCUAAAUCAGCUGGAGGGAUUGGACUUCAUGUCCACUGUAUUAGAUCUAAGGGUACUUACAUUGCUGGUACAAAUGGCGUAUCAAAUGGUCUUGUUCCAAUGUUAAGAGUCUACAAUAAUACAGCUCGCUAUGUUGACCAAGGUGGUAACAAGAGACCUGGUGCUUUUGCUAUUUAUUUAGAACCAUGGCAUGCUGACAUAUUCGAAUUCUUAGAUUUGAAAAAAAAUACUGGUAAAGAAGAAGUGCGAGCAAGAGAACUCUUUUAUGCUUUAUGGAUACCUGACUUAUUCAUGAAAAGAGUGGAAACUAAUCAAAACUGGAGUAUCAUGUGCCCCCAUGAAUGUCCUGGACUAUCUGACUGCUGGGGAGAAGAAUUUGAGGCUUUGUAUGAGAAAUAUGAAAGUGAAGGCCGUUUUGUGAAACAAGUCAGAGCUCAAAUUUUGUGGAAAGCUAUAAUUGAAGCACAGGUUGAAACCGGAACACCAUACAUGCUCUACAAGGAUUCAUGCAACAGAAAAAGUAAUCAAAAAAAUUUGGGCACCAUUAAAUGCAGUAACCUUUGCACUGAAAUUGUUGAAUAUACUUCAUCAGAUGAAGUUGCAGUUUGUAAUUUAGCAUCAAUUGCAUUGAAUAUGUUUGUAAAUGAUAACAAAACAUACAACUUUAUGAAGUUAAAAGAAGUUACUAAAACUAUAACACAAAAUCUGAACAAAAUUAUUGAUGUGAAUUACUACCCAGUCCCAGAGGCAAAAAAAUCAAAUAUGAGACACAGACCCAUUGGAAUUGGAGUACAAGGCUUAGCUGAUGCCUUUGUAUUGAUGCGCAUACCAUAUGAAAGUGAAGCUGCAAUUAAAUUAAAUCAGCAGAUAUUCGAAACUAUUUAUUAUGGUGCACUAGAAGCAAGUUGUGAAUUAGCUGAGAAGUAUGGAGUGUACGAAACAUAUGAAGGUAGUCCUGCUAGUCAGGGCAUAUUACAGUACGACAUGUGGAACAAGGUGCCUACUGAUUUAUGGGACUGGGCAUCCCUGAAAGAGAAGAUUGCAAAACAUGGUCUCAGAAAUUCGCUUUUGUUAGCUCCAAUGCCUACUGCUUCCACUGCCCAAAUAUUAGGAAACAAUGAAUCUUUUGAACCAUUCACAUCUAACAUCUACCAAAGACGUGUUUUGUCAGGUGAGUUUCAGGUGGUGAAUCAUCAUCUACUACAUGAUCUAACAGUUGCUGAUUUAUGGGAUGAGGACAUGAAAAACUUGAUCAUUCAUAACAAUGGAUCUAUUCAAAACAUUGAAUCUAUACCUAAAGAAAUUAGAGAUUUGUAUAAAACAGUUUGGGAAAUAUCUGUAAAAACAACAAUACAAAUGGCUGCUGACAGAGGUGCAUUUAUUGACCAAAGUCAGUCUUUUAAUAUUCAUGUUGCUGAACCAAAUUACGGUAAAUUAACAUCUAUUCAUUUUUAUGCUUGGAAAAUGGGAUUGAAAACUGGUAUGUACUACUUGAGAACCAAACCGGCAGCCAAUGCAAUUCAGUUCACCGUUGACAAAACUAAAGUCAAAGGUAAGGUCACAAAUGGUAAAGUAGAAACGAAUGGCAAAUCAGACGUAGAUGAUGCAAAUAUGGCUGCUAUCACCUGCUCUUUACAAAACAGAGAUGAAUGUAUGAGCUGUGGUUCAUAAUUUUUUUUUUUUUAAGUUUCUGAAAUUUUGGCCUGCUGUUGCCAAAUGAGCCGUUCAAAUAUGUAUAACGUAAGCAGAUUUAUUACAAUUACGCCUUCCCCCUUGUCAGCAAAAGUAAGCAAAGCUCUUACCCCCUCCCCCAUACUUAUGUAAACAUUAAUUAUUAUGCUAUCGGCUUACUGACUGCGGGUCUGCGGAUGACGAGUAAGAGUAGCUCGCCGCCCGACCAGAUCCAGACCCGUGCGUGCGGCGCGUCGUGUUCCGCGCGCGCCUCUAAGAGCCAUUAGACCACCACAGGUGAGGCCCAGUAGGGCUGAUGCCUGAUCCGGAGCUGCGGACUACCUAGCGGGUUUACCGGGGCUCUGGCUCGAAAAGCAGGAGAAGGAACGGUGUGGUUUAGUCAGUGAGAGUCUGACACUCCCUCUCGCCUCGCUCAAGGCGAGAGAAGUCAUUAGAUGAUUUUCCAACGUCAAAAAAAAAAAAAAAUCGGCUUACUCACCUAACUGUUGAUGAGGAACUCGACUAAUUUCCAGCCAUGGCUCCUAUUCAUGAACGGCAUUCCGCAACUCACGGCGCGGCGACUGUCGCGCUACUACUGACAGCAAUAUUAGUAGCAGCGCGAAAAUUAUAAUAAAAUUGUAAGUACCAAUAAGUAAACAAUUUUCAGUUAAAACUAUUUUUAUAUUGGGUCCUAUAAGGUUCUAAAGCGAGUAUCUAAACGUAUGCGUACACACAAGGAAAACUUGCCAAUCGCAACUUGCAGAAAAGUAAAUGACUACUGAUGACGCAAUCAUAAUCUAGACUGCUACUCCCAAUGACAUGCAAAAUAAGUAAAACAAACACCUCCUCACCCCCUCAGUGAUUACGUAAUACUUGAACGGUCCCUAAACAAUUACAAUUACUUAUUAGAAUUAAUUGUUACUUAAGAAAUGUGUCCUUUUCAUAUUUUUAAAUAAUUUUGUAGAUAUAAUCUUGGAAUAAAUAAAAUAAAACAAAUUUGAAAUAGUAUUUUUUUUUAUAUCCACUAGACUAGGUGAUAAUAUUAGAUCUCCAGAUAUGUCUACAAUGAAUAAUUUGGACAUCUAAAUGUAUGUUUUAAAGAUCAACAUUUAGAUAUGUAUGACUGCAGUUUUAAUUAUUAUGUUCACUAAGUAAUUUAGCAAUAAAGGUAUCCAAAAAUA